CUUAGAUGUAAAUCAUCUCUCAGAUAUUUCUAAAAUUCACUCAUACUAUAUCACCAAUGCAGCUACAGAAUUAAAUUAUGUUAACCAGGAUAUUACAGAUAAGGAAAUUGAAGAUAUUAUAUCUCGAGCUACAUAUUGCAUGUUUACAGAAACAGAUAUGUUUGAUGAUGAAUAUUUUCAAGAUGAAUCAGAUUUUACUCAAUCAUAUACAGAACCAAUAUUAGAUUCAUCUUUUAGUGAAAUAAAUUUGCGUCUUGAAGAAUAUUUUGAUUUUAAUGAAGAUUUCAACCAAGAAGAAUUUUUAAAGAAUACUGAAGAGAUUGAACAAAUUGAGCAUGGAAAUAAAAAUUUUGAUAUAGAAUCUCUUCUUCAAGAUAUUGAAUAA
Molecule: messenger RNA, 385 nt
Organism: Funneliformis caledonium
Lineage: Eukaryota; Fungi; Glomeromycota; Glomeromycetes; Glomerales; Glomeraceae
Source: the annotation of a GenBank genome assembly